Molecule: messenger RNA, 3987 nt
Organism: Eupeodes corollae
Lineage: Eukaryota; Metazoa; Arthropoda; Insecta; Diptera; Syrphidae
Product: nuclear pore complex protein DDB_G0274915
Exons: 5
Coding region: 147-3866 (1239 amino acids)
Source: RefSeq, a predicted model, not a curated record
AUAGCCAUGUGUCAGUUCAGUUUUGAUCGAGGCAAAUUUGGAAAUUUUGGACUAUUGACUUAAAUAUUUCUUAAAUUUUUUAAAAAAAUACUCAAAAAUACUCCAGUUUUAAACGUUAACCUUAUAUUUGUAUUUAUAAAAUCAAAAUGGAUAGCUCUUCAAUAAGAGGACGUUUUAGUUUGAGUACAACAAAUUUAUCCAGUCCAAUAGCAGAAUCUACAUGCUUAAACGGUGUCAGCUCACGUUCAAAAUUCAACUGGGGAGAAGGAACAAUCAGCUCAAGGAGCCGAAAUAAUUCACUUUCAGUCAAUGAACAAAGUAGUUCCAUGUCCAAAAAUUUAACUAACAUACCAACAAAAGUUUCAAUGUCUCCAUCAUCACGAAUCGAUCCAAGAACGUAUGUUGACAUACAUAGCAAUGGAUUAGCGUCAAGGAUUGUAAAGUAUCAUGAUAAUAGUGCUCGACUAAAUCGAUCUCUGUCUAUGACUAAUUUAUAUAACAAACCAGGACAGUUUCCAGUUGUGCAUUUAAAAAAAAACGAACAACAAUACAAAGCAAAAAAGACAAAGAACCUUUCUAUGACCAGAAUAGCAGCUCCAGAGAAAUCGGUUUUCCAUGGAAAUACACUUUCAAGUAUACUGCGAUCAGGUUCCAUUGUAGGAUUGCAGAAAAGUGAUGAAGAAAUUUCGCGAGAAAAUCGUCCUAUACUUCAUCCACCACCCACAGAAAAUGAAAUGGCUCCGACGAGAAGUGUCCUUGAAGUUCUGAAAGAAAUCUCAAGAAAAAGAAUAAAUAGCGAUGAAAUGGAUGGAACUGAACUCACCAAAAAACAAUGCAAAGAAACCGAACAGGACUCAACUUUGAAUACCAUCCAUCGCACACAAACCAAACGGCAGCGUGAAAUUACGAACUCGUCAUCGAAUUCACAAAUAUCACCUGAGCAACAAGUUAUAAAAAAGCGUAUGUGUAAUUACAACAAUGACAUAAUGAGUUCCCUCAGCUCGAGCAUGGCGAGUGUAAAUAAAAGAAAAAUGCUCGAAAUCCAAUCUCAGAAACGUACUUCUUUUGAUUCGGGUUCGUUGAGUGCAAACACUGUUUCUGGAGACUAUGAAAUUUCAAGGAAUGAAAAACUCAGAUGCGUUGCGAAUUCCGAAAUACAGAACUUAGCUCCCUCUUCAAAAUCUACACAAAUGAAUUCAAUAUCUAGUGCACCAUAUCAAAGUGCUAGCGAAUUAGAUGGCGACUGCGACACCAGGAAUGGAAUCGUUAUGAGAAGAGCUUCAGAACCUGCAUUGAGUAGCACGAAGCCGAAGCUCACACUUUUUAAUAAAAACUAUGAUGAAGUACCGACAAUACUUGGCAAUGAUAACGCUGAGUCUAAAGAGGAUGGAGACUUAUGUGGAAUACAAUUUGUAAAACCAAAAAAGAGUAGCUCUUUAUCAUCUGGCGGUUUAUUGCUUAUGGAAAAGACUAAAAAAUCAAAACUGGCCUUGAUGUUAAGUGGACUCAAGGGUGAAUUAGACGAAGGAGACGAAGUAGACGCUGAACAGCCAAAACAAGAAGAAAACAGUGUAAUUGUAUCGUCUGUUACUACACAAGUCAUUUCAACUUCGAAUAUUUCGAGUUCUACUUCUUUAUUUACAACAACACCAACAUUAGUGGUUACGUCACAACCAAGUGUAACAAGUAAAUCAAGUGUUGAAGAUUCUGCAAAUAAAAAAUCUGAAGUUACCAGCAGCUCAAAUUUGACUUCAAUAGCCGUUACCUCAACCACCUCAACAGCGUCCAGUGGAUUCAAAAUAAACCCUAUUGCGGUGCAAUCUACCUCUUCAAUAGCUGCAGCACAAGUCACUGUACCAACGAUUACAACUUCUUCUUCAAUAUCUACAAUUACUAGCACUUCAGCUUCAACUCCUGUUAUUGGUGGAUUCAGCUUUGGUCUAAGUGCACCCAAGACGUCUGAAGCAACUACAACUUCAGCGCUGAUAUUGCCGGAGUCAUCAACUACAUCGCAAGCUAAUGGUUCAACCUUAACAACAACAUCAUCACCCGUGGCUUUAUCGGGCAAGAAUUCUAUCAUGGGUAUAAAAUCAUUUGGAUUCGGUCCAGCAACAACACAACCUUCUGUGUCUACUACCCCUACUUUUAAUUUUGGGGCACCAACCACAACUACAAUACCAGCAGUUGUUUCUGCUACAAAAGAACCAGCAGCUACUAAUACGUUUGGAAUUUUGACAAAAUCAAACGAAUCAUCUUCAUCAGCAAUUGGACAACCUUCAGGGACAACAUUACCGACUUUCUCUUUUGGUUCACUGGCAGAAGCAAAGACAAUAACAAAUACAUUGACAACACAAACAGCUUCUGCAGCACCCACCAGUGCAUUAACAACAAACUUUGACUCACAAAAGAACACAUGGAGCACACCAACUAAUUCGACUCCCGCAAAUAUUAACCCAAUUAAUAGUAUUCCUGUAUUCGGAGGAGCAGGAGGCGUAUCAAAUUUACCUCAUUCAACCACUUCAACAAAUUCAACCGGAGGCUUUUCGUUUAGCAAUUCUUCUAUGACUGGUGCUGAGAAUCCCAUAUUUGGAAACACCGCUACAGCAAGCACAACGUCCACAAAUUCAAACACGACGUUCUCGUUUUCUGCUAACAAAACUCCGCCUAACCCGACCAACAAAAUUAGUACUUUUACUUUUGGUGCAGGAGCUUCGUCAUCCCCUGCAGCUGGAGCUGCUCCUAAUACAGCAUCGACAUUUGGAAGCAAUAUACCUGCUGCAACUGCUCCUAAUACAGCACUCACAUUUGGUUCCACGGUGCCUCCUGCAGCCGCUAAUAGUAGUCCACAAAAUGUUUUUGGCAACACACCCAAUCUCAAUGCGAAACCAUCAAAUGCAUUUACUUUUGGCUCUUCUGGUCCCAGUGCACCUGCGCAGAAUGGAGUGUUUGCGUUCUCGUCGACUGAAAAACCUAGUACCACAGCUCCUACAGGUGCUAGUUCUGUUGGAGGAUUUUCUUUCAAUAAUCCAUCAUCAUCAUCCAUCAAUUUUGGUAAAGUUGCGGAGCCUAGCAAAAAUAUCUUUGGAAGCGUUGCACCUGCUGUAGCUGACACAAAGCCAGCCUUCAAUUUUGGUUCAUCUGCCCCCAAUCCAAGCACAGAUAAACCUGCAGUUUUUGGUGGAGCUGCAAAUAUUUUUGGUGCAGCAAAUUCUACACCAUCCACACCUCAAAGUUCGGCCUUUACUUUCAGUUCAACAUCUAAUGCAACUACAAAUCAGGGGCAAAGUACACCAAAUCCCUUUGCACCUGCUCAAACAUCAAAUAUAACAGGUAGUGUAGGGCCUUCAACCGUAUCGAAUUCAAUUUUUGGAGCCCCAUCGUCGGCUGUUCCACCAGUGGCGCAAUCCUCAGCUUUCACUUUUGGUGCGAGUUCCAAUAACACAAAACAAGAAGCUAUGAAGCCAGCAGGAGGCUUUGUUUUUGGCAGCACUUCGUCAAUUGGUAGUAACGCUUCAAAACCUACUGUGGAUAUGAGCAAAACAUUUGUCUUUGGAGAUGGCAACACAAUUAUCAAACCGGCUCCGUCAUCAACAAACGUUUUUGGUAACAGUGCAACCAGCAGCAGUAUCAAUGGUGGCGGCGCCGGCACCACAGAAAACAAAAUGUUUUCGUUUGGAUCAAAUGCUGGCGGAAGUAAUAAUACAUUUACAGCUGGAAGUCAAACAAUGAAUCCAGCUCCAGCUUUUAAUUUUGGAGGAAGUACAGCACCAACGAAUAAUGCAGCGCAAGCUCCAAAUGGUAACUAUUUUACACAACCAGAAGCCCGACCCUUCAAAAAAGCAACACGUCGCCUACACAAGACAUAGACUUAAGAGACUCUGUUCUUUUAGGUUGUAAUUUUUUGGAUUAAAGCUCUUUAAGGUGUAUUUUUGUAGUACAUAUGUUGUGGUUGUUUCAAUAUAAAAUAAAAUACUGAUUCAAAACAUA